AGAAAGGUGCAGAGAGGAAGAGGGAAAACAAAGGAAGGGGAGAGAGAAAGAAAGAGGCAGAGAGAUGAAGUGAGAGAGAGGUAGAGAGAGAGAGCGAGGUGUCAGUGCAGCAGCUCCCGGCUCAGAUGAUGGUGAAGUGAACUUGCAGUAUGUGUGUGUACAGUCAUGGGAGCGGACGCUGAUGUGCGCGCCACAGCGCGUCCUGCGCUCCGUGCGUCAGACAUGGGCUCGGACUGUGAAAGUUACUACAGCAAGGAGAACGUGUUCGUGGAGGGAUUCACGUGUCCGAGAGCGGACAAUGACUCCACGGCUCUUUACUGCUGCGGCUUCAGUGACCUGAAGUACUGUUGUGACGACCCCAACAGCUUCUUCCCAUACGAGUAUGGAUACAUGUGGUGGUUGAGUCUCGGAGCUCUGGUGGGUCUCUCUGUAGCAGCGUUGGUUCUUCUUGCCUUCAUCAUCACCCUGUGUGUACUCUGCUAUCUGUUCAUCACCACCAAACCCAGAGGGCUGGAUAAUGGGCUGCCUCUACGAGCACCAGGUUCUUCAUCGAGUCCACAAGGACCAGGACCGAGUCAUAGCAGUGCAACUUCUGGACCUCAAGGCCUCAGGAAACACUUCCUGAGGGGCAAGCUGGACUGUGACAACCAGCCGCCAGACCCCGACCGCCUUUUCCAGCGUUGUUUCAUGGCUACUGUGACAUCCAUCAACGUCGAGGGUCCUGCAUAGACUCGUAGACGGUUUGACUUGAGGAGCAGCUACUUUUACUUUGAUUCUUUCUACUAUGCUCAUUCUACUGAAAGCUAAAAUUGGUUUGAAUUUAGAAUGUCACAUAUUAAAAAAAAAAAAUUUGACAUUUGACAAAAUCAAAUGUAAACCUUGAGAAAGCAAACUGUAGCAGAGAAACGAGAUGAGACCUUGAUUGCUUUAUAUUUCGUCUUUUGCAGCUUAAGCAACCCACAUUUUCCAUUGAAAUCUCCCAUUAUUUUGUUGCCAGUUGGAUCUAGUCCCCAUCAUGAAAGCAGGUGUGAUGGGCUGUGAUUUUCAUUUUGGUAAAUCUGCAGUAAAUGGUCAACCAUUUGAUAUAAUCUUUUAAGAUUGACAUUCUCUAAAGUAUAUUGUUGUUAUCAUUUGUUGUUCCUGAAUUUUUUUUUUCUUUAAACCGGAAAGAAAAAUAUGCAGGAUUUAUCCGCUUAAAAUGAGUUUUUCAAAUGAGAUCCAUUGAGGAAUAACCUCAGCAUGUUGAACAAUGAAUAACCACUGAUGCAGAUGUUUUUGAUAAACAAUAAAAACAUCUGCAUCUAUGUUUCUGAAGUCACCGUUUUACCCACAUAUAACCUGGUGGCCACUAACUCGGCCACCAGGUUAGCUUUUACACUGUGAUGGAGAAGAUAAAGACUGUAAUAGGCUUCAUUUAUUAUUGAGCUGAAUAAUACAAAUUCAAAAAGGAGGAGCAUGCAGGACUUUGAUGAAAGAUGUGAAAGUACAGGAUCUUCAUGCAGCCUGUUCUACAUAGACCUAGAGUCUGUCAGCCCACCACUCUGGCCCACACAUCUCAACAAAUGUCAGAAGAAACCUUAUUCAGUCAUUCAGUCUCCUGAGGAUUCAAUCCUACUGAAUUUGUGGCUUCUCUGACUAUUUGCCUUGGGCCACCAUUAGGUGCACAUGUUUGGUCUUGUCUCGAAAAGUAGUGGAUGAAUUACCAUGAAACUUGGUUCACAUGCACAAACACACGCUCUCACACACACACGCACACACACGCCACACACACACACACACACACACACACACACACACAAGUUCCCUUCAGGAUAAAAGAUUUUACUUUGUAUAAGACUUUGGUCACUAACCGACCAUUGAACAGAUUUCUUAGAGGUGACAUUGACAAGAAAAUAAAUGUUGCUAUAUUUACUUAAAGACAUGGUCAGAUACAUUGAAAUACACAUACACACAGGCUAACUUAUACGGACAAUGGUGCAACAAAUAGAGCUGUGCAUGUGUGAGAUGUCAGUCAUGCAUUUAGUGGACAUGACACACCAGCUGUAAUGUCAACAGACUGCCUCCAUAGCCUGAAUGGAGCCUGAAUGUGAGACUUUUUUUUAAAUGUGUGUUGUUGUGAAGAAACAGGCAAUAUGUUACUUAACUUAUGUGGACAUGCAAAAGUUCCUAGCUUUAGUGAAUAAUUUGCUUUAACUUGUAAACUGCAUGCUGUGUGUAAAUGAAGUGUGAGCAAUGGCAUAAAUCACACCCAAAGAAAUAUUUGUAUUUACUUUGAUAUUUUGCUUUUCAGAAGUUGCCUAAAUGAAGAGAAGGCAGACUUGUUGAUUUGUGUUGUCAAAAAAUUUGAGGAAUCUUGUCACAUGCACUUGUCAAUUCUGGUAGGAGAAUGGUCACAGUAUUAGACAGUCUGAUGCCCAUGUCCUGGAGAUGUUUUGAUUGCGGCAAAGCAGAAACCUGUUGUAGCCGUAAACUCACGUUGUGCCAUGAAUUCUCAGAAUAUUCAUGUGAUGUCUGUUUUGUUUAAUAGCUUUGUACUUUGUGCGAGAUAUUUAGCAGCUCAAGUGCCUCUGACUUUGUACAUGUUUUUUUUCCCAAACUUAAUAAACAUACAACUUCAAAUGA
Molecule: messenger RNA, 2622 nt
Organism: Hippoglossus stenolepis (Pacific halibut)
Lineage: Eukaryota; Metazoa; Chordata; Actinopteri; Pleuronectiformes; Pleuronectidae
Product: protein shisa-like-2B
Exons: 3
Coding region: 166-729 (187 amino acids)
Source: RefSeq, a predicted model, not a curated record